Messenger RNA from Ceraceosorus guamensis, 497 nucleotides. RefSeq lists its product as hypothetical. Bases 88 to 456 code for a protein of 122 amino acids. NCBI's taxonomy places the organism in Eukaryota, Fungi, Basidiomycota, Exobasidiomycetes, Ceraceosorales, Ceraceosoraceae. The record is from RefSeq and is a predicted model, not a curated record. The transcript has a single exon.
CAACUUUUCACCAUUCCCUCUUUCCCGCGCACAUUUCCCUCGAAGCUCUAGCAACACACAUUCUCACACGCAGCCGCAGCAUACACAAUGACGGCCGCCUCUGCUAGCUCCUCUUCCACCAACAUCCACACUUCUCCCCAUCCACCGCUCCAUCUGCCCCGGGUGACGCUGCCAACGUUUCUCUUUGCUCCGCUACACUCGACCUCCACAUCUGCAUUCACCACCCCAUCCUCCCCGCGUCUCAACAAACCCAUCCUGCAUCCACCUCCCUCCGAGUCCACCGUAUCCACUCGAUCUCGAGCGACGCCUCUAUCGCUCGCGCAGGUACGGGACCAAGCUUAUGCGCUCGCUGCUGGAUUGCUGGAUGACAAAGUUGCCCAGUCGUUUGGCUUAAAGGAAGGAUUGAGCAAGGGCGAUACCGUCGCAUUGUUCAGCGCAAAUCAGGUCAGUCCUUGAUGAACCGCGCAUGUAGACUCGUAGCCGCAGAUGCAAGUCUG